This is a messenger RNA of Stegostoma tigrinum, 1836 nucleotides long. RefSeq names its product carbohydrate sulfotransferase 3-like. The transcript has 3 exons. Gene Ontology annotation, molecular function: N-acetylglucosamine 6-O-sulfotransferase activity; chondroitin 6-sulfotransferase activity. The coding region runs from base 529 to 1836 and encodes 435 amino acids. Gene Ontology annotation, biological process: carbohydrate metabolic process; N-acetylglucosamine metabolic process. The record is from RefSeq and is a predicted model, not a curated record. Gene Ontology annotation, cellular component: Golgi membrane. Lineage: Eukaryota; Metazoa; Chordata; Chondrichthyes; Orectolobiformes; Stegostomatidae.
AUCGGAGCAGGCGGCCGCCCCGCCCGUAUUUAACCGCAGCCCCAUUGAAACCGACACCACUGGAGGAGGGGGGGGUGGUGGUCCUUCAUUCAUUGCACGGUGCAAUCUCUCCCUGUGUGUGUGUGUGUCCCUCUCCCCUUCAGCCUGCACCAUGCGUGCACAGAAGAAACCGUUCCAAAGCGCUGCGUUGUCCCGGAUCGUCCGCUUGUUGCUCUGAACCCGAUCUCCUCUCCUGCCCGAUCCCAAGUCGUCCUUCUCCUUUGUGUGAGGAAGAACCGAGCCAGCGGCGUGGAGACGUGGGACCCUGCGCUGGAGCGGGGUGCGAUGUGCUGCCUGGGGCUGGGGUACAGCGUGCUGUCAUCGGAAAGUGGGAGAAGCUGAUGUGACAGAUGCCUCCACUGGUCGACUGGCAUUUCCCUGGCACUGAAGCUGGCAUUACAGAAUCGCUGACAGACAACUGAAGACCUGGGUACACAGGGGCUCCCUGUGUAGUGAUCAUACAGGACAGCAGACUCACAGCCAGUAGCAAUGAGAAUGAGGAGCAAAUAUGCAAUUAUUCUGUUUUUUGUUGCUGCUCUUGUGAUCAUUGAGAAAGAAAAUAAUAUCAUUUCAAGGGUUUCUGACAAGUUAACAUUGAAAUUCCCGCAGGUGGAUGUUGUGGGGUUAAACAACACCAUUUCAGCCCGGGUGCUGACAGAGAAUGACUCGCUACUUGCGAGCACCAGCUCAUCUGUCCUGAACUGUGUAUUGCCACAGGCUGCCAUCAAGUGGGAAGACACACAGGAACGUUCGGGUAGGAAGCACCUGAUUCUGAUGGCGACGACGAGGACGGGUUCAUCCUUUGUGGGCGAGUUCUUCAACCAGAACAGCAACAUCUUCUACCUGUUUGAGCCCCUGUGGCACGUAGAGAGGACAGUGACCUUCGAGCCGAAGGGCGCCAAUGCGGUGGCCUCAUCCAUCGUCUACCGCGACGUGGUGCAGCAGCUGAUGCUUUGCGACAUGUAUGUGCUGGAGAACUUCCUACUGCCCAUGCCCGAUCGCCACGUCACCGCCUUCCUGUUCCGGCGCGGCUCCAGCCGCUCGCUGUGCGAGGGCCCCGUGUGCACGCCACCCAAGCGGGGCUCCAGCGAGCGCUUCCCGUGCCGCCUACGUCGCUGCGGCCUACUCAACAUGACGCUGGCGAUGCAGGCCUGCUUGCAGAAGCAGCACGUCGCCAUGAAAACGGUGCGGCUACGGCAGCUGGAGUUCCUGAGGCCGCUGGUGGAAGACUUCCGCAUUGACCUGAGGGUAAUCCAGCUGGUGCGUGACCCCCGCGCCGUGCUGGCCUCCCGCAUGGUGGCCUUCCCCAGCAAGUACGAGGCCUGGAAGAAGUGGGCCGACCAGGGGGUGGUGCCCGACGACGAGGAGCUCGGCAAACUGCGCGGCAACUGCGAGAACCUGCGAGCGUCGGCUCAGCUAGGCCUCAGUCAGCCCCCUUGGCUCAAGGACCGCUUCAUGCUGAUGCGGUAUGAGGAUGUCGCCUUGGAGCCCAUGAAGAAAGCGCACGAGAUGUACCGCUUCGCCGGCAUUCCCAUCACCUCGGAGGUGAAAAAGUGGAUCUACAUCAACACCCAGAGCUCGCCUGGCAGUGACAACCUCUACUCGACACAUAAGAACUCCUCGGAGCAGUUUGAGAAGUGGCGGCUCACCCUGCCCUUCAAGAUCGCUGAGGUGGUCCAGAAGGUGUGUGAGCCGACCAUGAAACUCUUCGGCUACAAACUGGCCAAAGACGCGGAGACCCUGGCAAACCGAUCAGCCAGCCUGCUGGAAGAGAGGAGACACUUUGGGGUGGCUUAA